AUGGAUGAAGGGAAUUCGCCUUUGACCGCAGAAUUUAACGCUUGUUGCUCUUCGAUCGCUCUGGACGUGAACCCUGAUCAGUCGCUGACGAAGAAGUCGAAGUGCUUUGGUGGUCGAAGGCGGAAUCGGCUGGUGAGUGGGGGAUUGCGCCUACGAAUCAGCCGUGACAAAGCGGCGGAUUGCGAAUGUGUGAUCGGCAAAUUCAGCAUUUCAUUUACUGGUGACGGAUCUUCGUUUUCGGCAUUCGAAGCUUUGCCCUAUGUUUUGUUGGAUUUUGUUUCGGGUGAGACGAUUUUACGAGUUACUGAAGAGGAAAUGGCAAAAGACGAAAGCCCCUGCCAUUUGCAAUGUAGGUGCGACUUGCCUGUUUCCGUCAUGGAAUCGCUGGUCAAAAGCUCUCGCUGUUUGUACGUCUCGUAUAAGCGCAAUCCUCGCGAUACCUCAGCUCAGUCAUUGCCUGGAUUUGACCUGUUUUGUAUGAUAUGGUUACGUAGUUGUGCAUUCAUGUCUCGAGAACAGUACUUGGUGGCCAGUCAUAACGGCUUGAUCAAACGCGUUAUUGACGUGUUUUUGUACUCGAACCCGUCCGUGCCUUACGUUCGGCGUUUAGCCAGCGACAAUCCGCAUUCGAUGGCCGAUUUCUACCAUAGCUUAAAGGUGAGUUUUAGAUCAUUUUGUGUUCCGAUGUCGACGUGGUUGUUUUUCUUCAAUGCAUUGCUUUUUUAUGACGAUUUUUUGGCAGAGCGAGUUGCGAUUGUUUUUUGA
Messenger RNA from Soboliphyme baturini, 765 nucleotides. Lineage: Eukaryota; Metazoa; Nematoda; Enoplea; Dioctophymatida; Soboliphymatidae. The record is from the annotation of a GenBank genome assembly.